CACGUGGGAUUGUAGGUGCCUCUCUUGGAGGGUGAGACCGCUGUCAGUCUCUAAAUUUCCACUGCAACGCUGACCUGCAAAUUUGUAAGAAGGGAAUCUGGGGCGAAUCUGCUCUUCGAAAAGUGUCAAAGGGCUCACACCCAGAAACCCACGCUGCCUAUUGCAUCAUAAUACUACAGUAUAUUACAACAAGAGAUCAGGCGAACGAAGAAGAGAACAGUGGAAUUAAAGACGCGAGGAUCUUAACCUGCGUUUGAAGAGCAGCAGACUCCACUGGAAAUGGCCAUUAAUGAGCUGACGUCGAGAGCAGUCCUGCUGUACGACGAGUGGAUUAAAGAUGCUGACCCCAGAACUGCAGACUGGCCCCUCAUGUCCUCUCCUCUGCCACAGAUACUCCUUAUCGGAGCUUACAUUUACUUUGUGACCUCACUGGGACCAAAGUUGAUGGAAAAUCGGAAACCGUUCGACCUCAAACAGAUCAUGAUUGUCUACAACUUCGGCAUCGUGGCAUUUUCUAUAUACAUGUGUUAUGAAUUUCUUAUGGCUGGCUGGGCGACAGGCUAUUCAUUCCACUGUGACAUUGUGGAUUACACAAGCUCACCUAAAGGCCUAAGGAUGGCAUGGACCUGCUGGCUUUAUUACUUUUCAAAGUUUAUUGAGUUACUAGAUACAGUCUUUUUUGUACUCCGAAAAAAGAACAGCCAGAUCACGUUUCUCCAUGUCUAUCACCACUCCAUUAUGCCGUUCACCUGGUGGUUUGGAGUCAAAUUUGCUGCAGGUGGACUGGGGACGUUCCAUGCUCUUUUAAAUUCCAUUGUCCAUGUUAUCAUGUACUCCUAUUAUGGAUUGUCUGCUAUGGGACCAGCCUAUCAGAAGUACUUAUGGUGGAAAAAGCACAUGACUACCAUUCAGCUUGCCCAGUUCAUCCUGGUCACAGUCCACAUUAGUCAGUUCUUUUUCAUGAAAGAUUGCUCCUACCAGUAUCCUGUCUUCCUCUACAUCAUUUGUCUGUAUGGAUGCAUCUUUCUACUGCUGUUCCUCAACUUCUGGUACCAUGCGUAUACCAAAGGCCAGAGGCUACCAAAAGCUGUGAAGAAUGGACUAAACAAUAACAAAGAACAGUGAAGACCUGGAAUGCAAAUCUGUCCUUUCUGCUAGCGACAAUCUUCAGUGAUAUUCACAGAGGGGGGAAUAAACGUACACAGUGUAAAUUUAUACAUUUUUCUAAAGUAUUUGAUUAUAACUUUUUAUAUCUUGAAAAAUAUUGAAAAUGAAUAUGCUGAUGUUACCAAAGUAUAUAACCUGACAGUUUUGUAUCCCUGCUUGGUAUAACUGUUUAAAUCUGUGAGAAGUCAUUUAGGUUUUAAGCCAAAUUCUUGUCUUCAUGAACUACACAAGAUGGUAACCAAAAGCACUUUAUGAGGUGCUAUAAGCAGCCCUUGUAUCAGGGUCCUUGAAUGAUAACUAACACUGUUUUAAAUUAGUUAUGCUACUUAAAAGUAAUUUAUUAAAAGGAAACAUGUCAUGUUUAUAACAUUUGUCAUAGUUACUUUGUAAAAGGAAACAUGUUCUCUAUAUAUUUCAUUAGAAAGUUGCCUAUUUGUAUAACUACCUAAGUUAUGUUUUAAUUUAAAAACAAUAAAAUUGUAACCAUGUGUCACAAUGUUCUUUAAUUUGGUAUGUGUGACACAUCUUUGAAGCAUGUACACAUUCCACAAGGAGCAAUAUUUAUAUAACUAUCUUCUAUUGGUUAUGUAAAGUUCUUUAAAGAUAUUUUCUUGAUACCCCUGAAUGACAAGGAUUGAAGCUUUUGAAAUCCAUGUUGUGAUGAAGGUAUGACUAGUUACCCAUGUUGUACUUUAAUGUUUUUCACACCACAAGUACAGUAUGAUCAUUCAGAGACACAAGAGCAAGUGGCUUAAUGUGACAUCAAAGCAGACAAGAGAAUUUAAGAUGAUUAACUUGUUCCCAUAGGAACAGGGAAUGAAUCAUUUUCUUAAUUUGCUUUCAUUUCAGAUGCAUUGAUUUGUAAUAUCCAAUACCAUAUGCUUUAAAAUUACUAUAUUAUGCUAAACAUCUGCCAAAAGUCAUAACAGUGCCCAAUGCUGGAAAACAAGUACUGUGGGGUUUCUUGCAGAAAUGUAGCAGUGGAUAGUACUUUUUCAGACGGUUGUGCCAGUGUUUCAUUAAUGAUUGCUGAUUGGACUGUAUAUAGCUCUUCCUUAGCUUUAUCGUGUUGUAAUGAAUGUCUUUUUUUUUUGUAGACAUGAACCACAGUUAAAACAAUGUGUAGAAAUUAUUAUUAUUAUUUUCAAUCUGUAUUUUGUGCCAAAAAUAAAUAUGAUUCAGAUCGUUUA
This is a messenger RNA of Acipenser ruthenus (sterlet), 2357 nucleotides long. RefSeq names its product elongation of very long chain fatty acids protein 7-like. The transcript has 9 exons. Bases 280 to 1125 code for a protein of 281 amino acids. Gene Ontology annotation, biological process: very long-chain fatty acid biosynthetic process; fatty acid elongation, polyunsaturated fatty acid; fatty acid elongation, monounsaturated fatty acid. Gene Ontology annotation, cellular component: endoplasmic reticulum membrane; endoplasmic reticulum. Lineage: Eukaryota; Metazoa; Chordata; Actinopteri; Acipenseriformes; Acipenseridae. The record is from RefSeq and is a predicted model, not a curated record. Gene Ontology annotation, molecular function: fatty acid elongase activity.